Molecule: messenger RNA, 684 nt
Organism: Penicillium coprophilum
Lineage: Eukaryota; Fungi; Ascomycota; Eurotiomycetes; Eurotiales; Aspergillaceae
Gene: efm7
Product: putative nicotinamide N-methyltransferase Nnt1
Exons: 4
Coding region: 1-684 (227 amino acids)
Biological process (GO): peptidyl-lysine dimethylation
Molecular function (GO): protein-lysine N-methyltransferase activity
Source: RefSeq, a predicted model, not a curated record
AUGGACGACGAAUUUGCUGCGGGAGAUCUGUUCCAGGAUCCCGAAGGGUACUAUCCUGAAGAUGCUCCGCCCACAUUUGCCGAGCAUUGCAUGCUAUCGGGCCAGAUAGUGCGCGUCCGUCUUGUGGGCGACCACCCCCUCUAUGGAAAUCUACUAUGGAAUGCUGGCCGAACCAGCUCCCAUUACAUUGAGGAGCACUCCGAGGAUCUCAUCCGAAACAAGGAUGUCCUUGAGAUCGGUGCCGCAGCAGGCGUUCCCAGCAUCGUGAGCGCCAUUCAGGGUGCCCGGACGGUGGUAUUGACCGACUAUCCAGACCCAGACCUAGUUGAAAACAUGAAGUACAAUGCAGAGUUGUCAGCCAACGCCAUUCCUGCGAGGGAAGAUGGAAAGCCCCGCCUUCACGUCGAUGGCUACAAAUGGGGCAGUGAUCAGACUUUGAAGAAGGACCCAAACUCUGUUGCUCUGGUCAUUUUCACCCCCUACCAGCCCUGGUUGUUGCCCAAGACCGAACAGUUCUUCCCGUUGGCCGAGGCGAGCGGUUUCACCGUCACCAAGAUCUUUGAGAAAGUGGUGGAUGCGGUGCUGUUUGAGGAAGACCCUGGCGACGAAAGGCUCCGAAGAACCGUGUUUGGAUAUGAGAUCCGAUGGGCGCAGGAUCAAUUGGAUUCAUCCAAAGCCGUUUGA